GACACAGCUGAGUUCGAGCCACCUUUCCCAGUGAAGCAGGUUGCACCUCCACCGCUUCAUGGGGGAGCAGACCGUCGGUCUCCUUGGAGCUUGGAAUUCUGGCUGGAGGCCGAUCAAAGAGCCGUGCCCGCUGCCAACGAUGCUUCACAUAGAGUGGAAUGGCGGCCUUGGCAAGCAGAUCAAUUGCAGAGUGACCUGCAGUGGCAAGAAGCAGAUUUGCAGCUUGCCCAGAUGGCAGGCAUUCAGAACACCGGUCAAGGGCUAGCUUUGUGCACCUGGCAAUUCCCAGCAACAGUGCAAUCGCCGAACCUGCCAGAUGCUGUGCAGUUCCGAGUACGAAAGAUUGACUUGGAUAGCCCCGUCAAGGGUGGGGCUAGCAGCAGAACAUGGUUGUCGCAGAUCUCUGGCCUUUAUGCCACAGCAUUUGCGGCGCCUGAAAAGCCAAGAGCAUCGUUGCUCGUGGAUCAGGACUUAAAACGCUUAAAAGUUGUCCUGGCCUUUGCUCUCUCGUCUGACUCUCCUUCCGAGAGACCGACAAAUUCUUUGAAGUCAGGAGAGUCAGGACAUGUGCAUGGCCUGGUGACACGGAUUCAAGUUUCAUAUCGUCAAGCUGGUGAUUCCCAUAUCGAUGAGGUCAGAGAGUUGAAACCACAAAACCUUACCGCCGUGUCUAUGAAUGACGGCCUUGGCACGUUGAAGAUCAGUGUGUCGCAGCCGCAGUUCCUCGAUGGACAGCGGAUCCUGUUUGCUGUUCGAGUUGGCGACGAUUGGCGAUGGUCCCACUGGAGCAGCUUCAGCAAGCCAGUGCAUAUGAAGCAUCCGAUUCUGCAGCCUGCGAAAGAUCAUGGCCUUGUUGUUAAGCCUCUUUCUCCAGACAUGGUGUGGUUGCACUACCCAAGUGUGGCCACAGACACCGCGGAGGUGAUUGAAUACUUCAUUAGUGUGGCCCAGUUGGGACCGACAGGGCGAGAGGUGAGAUCCAGCUCCCAGCUGAUUGCUUUGCAAGCGGAGCAGAACCCAAAGAGAGAUGCAGGUAACGAGAUGGAGGUCUACGUUGGGAGCCUGCGCGUCGGUGUGUCACUGCAGUUCAAGCUGCUAGCCCGCAGCCAGUGCCACCAGUUGGGCGCACCAAUUUUCCAAGAAAUGGCCCGAAGUGAUCCCAUCCUUUGGCCCAGCUGGUCCCGUGCAUCAUGCGAUGCCAAUGUCGCCAAUGCCGAAUCCUGGGAUCUGCCAAUCCCUCGGGUGCUCUGUGUGCCGGAGCUGGAAGCAACAAGUGGUCGCUGGCGUUCACGCGCCUUGCUGCUGGCGUGGCCCAAGGGAGUACAGGUCUGUGAAGAUCCACCCUUGGAGCUCCAAGCAUGUGCUUGGCACGAGAAAAAUCAGGCUGCCCAUGGAUCACAUCGAGGUGGUGAUGAAGGCGAUGUAGGUGACCUGAGCGUUAUGGAUGUGAUCGAUCCAAAUGGCUGGGUUGCAGUGAGCUGGUCUCUGAUUCAGGUUCACGGUCUUCCAUGCAUUGCAGCUUCUCAGCUCCCCUUUAACUGCUGCCGUCUUCGGUGGUACUCGUGUGACCGUCGCAUUGCUGGUCCCUGCAGUGAAGUAUGCUUGACCUUCAUAGACAGUCCAGUGGAGGUGAGGAGCGAGGUGUUUUGCACGAUCUCUACAGUGAAGGUUCAGGCUUCCUUUGAAGUUCCUGCAUUUGCUCACUUGAUCCCUUAUUGCCAAUGGCGAAUUGGAUCCGUCAAGGCAAAUAGAACAGAUGAUGGACAGGCAUGGAGCGAUGUGGAAGAGUGGCAAGUGCUGGAUCAGUUGCAUAUAGCAUCAUGUUCCAGCGUGACCAUCAACGGGCGGCAAUCUUUUAAGUGUGUCAUGGGAGAAGAGGAUGGACUGGAACUGGGCAGUUGCUACGUCUUCAGCGUCCGACUUGGCGAUGGUCGCCGCUCCUCCUUAUGGUCACAAUCUGCACCAGUGAUGUUUGACGUUCCAGAUGCAGACGUGCCGGUUCCAACUGGAGCUGGUCCGCACAAGUUGCUAAUCGAGCCCUUGACGGUGCACACUGUGCGUUGCUGGUGGCCCCCUGUACAAGCACCUGAGAUGCUGUCCCUGUGCGGCUUUGGAUUUGGGAGGCCAAGCCUCGAGUAUCGUCUGGAUGUGUCUCGUUGUGUUGAUGAUGGUGGCUUGGAGAGACAUUGCACAAUUCUUCUUAGCGAUCAGGACGAGGACACUGCGGAGGAGAAUCCGUAUGCUGCACAAAGACCGCCUUGCGAGGCUUCCGUGAAUGGUCUUUGCCCUGGAGUCCAGUACUUUGCCUCGUUGGCAGUGCGCUUCUCUGUGCUUGGGCUUCGGGACUGGCGAAGAACAGGAAUCACUGCAACCUUCCAGACCUAGCUGGACCCAGCCUUUACAGAAGAUGUCACUUUUUUGGGUGCUGGGUAAGCAGCCAGAGCUCGGAAGGCUCCGCUUCCACUUGAAGGACACAAACUCGAAGACUCGAAGUAUUGCGAAGAUGGCGGCCACAACUCCAUGGUCAAACUUCAGAUUUCUUCAGAUUUGCAGGCGGGCAACAUAUCAGGCAUGGACAAAGAUCUGUGCUGAGCUCUGAUACAGAACAUUCAAGGGGCAAGGGGCGCCCAAACGAGGCGCUGAAGCCACAAGCACUGGCUGCACAAUUUUUGGUGCUUGACUUGUACAUAGCUGUAUUAAUAGACUAAUCAUGACUAACCACAACUACACAUCGGGAGCAAAGUUCACAAA
Cladocopium goreaui is the source of this 2751-nucleotide messenger RNA. The record is from the annotation of a GenBank genome assembly. NCBI's taxonomy places the organism in Eukaryota, Dinophyceae, Suessiales, Symbiodiniaceae.